This is a messenger RNA of Poecile atricapillus (Black-capped chickadee), 2549 nucleotides long. It is a transcript of the gene C1H11orf24, whose product is annotated as chromosome 1 C11orf24 homolog. NCBI's taxonomy places the organism in Eukaryota, Metazoa, Chordata, Aves, Passeriformes, Paridae. The coding region runs from base 469 to 1890 and encodes 473 amino acids. The transcript is spliced from 6 exons. The record is from RefSeq and is a predicted model, not a curated record.
GCCCGGCCGUGGCAUGUGGCGGGGCCGCGGGGCUCCGGCGUCCCUUCCCUUCCCGGGGCUCUUCCCUGCCGUCCCCUGUCUAUCCCUGCCCGCGGGGGCGGCGCCAGCGCCGGCCGAGCGCCUCUCCCGCCCCGGGAGCGCGUCCUCCCACGGGCUCCGCCACGUCGAUUGGCAAAGAAAACUCUUGUCACAGGAUUGUGUCAAGUAAUGUGCCUUGAUGUCCUACAUGUUAGCUGGUUGAAUCCCUGCCGGACUUGGUCAUGCAACACCACUGCUGUUUCCUGAUAAACUGUAGUCCUACUGUAUUCAGGCUUUUAUUGGCUUUUGCUUUCCCUAAAGGCGCAAUAAUUCCUGACAGCAAGAAAGCAUUUACAAGUGUUUGCAUGGUAUAUUGCAGUGGAUCUGAAGUUGAUAUAAGAGAGAAUUUCUUCUGGGUAGAGAAGCUUCCCUGUAAGGCCAGCCCUGAAGAUGUGGACUGCCAUUGUGUUCUUCCUGCUGAUUUCCAUCUGUGUAUGUGAACACCGGUCUUCUGUUCUAAAAGGGAGAGGAGUCCAUGUAGUGCAAAUAAACAGGCUUACAAAUGAAGAGAAAUGCAGGCAGGCUUGUCAGAGCCCAGGUGCUUCAGGGAGCCAUCGCUGUAAUUGGUCUGUGCCCUACCAGAAUCACUGCCUCUUCCUGCAGUGUCACCAGCUGAGUGUGUGCCAGAAUGCUGGAGAAGAAGACAUCAAAGACCUGCUUGCAGAAAUUGUCAGCGGCAAAUGGGAAACAGCAGUGCUUGACCACCAGAGCGAUCCGCAGAAAAUGGAGAGGAUGCUGAAUGCACGGGUCGACCAACACAGUGCAGAAAACACGUUUUCUUUAACUGCUCAGACUCACAAUAUUCAUUUGAGGCAUUUGCCUGGUGUUGAGAAGAGAGAUGUCACAACUAAUACUAGAAAAACAUUUGCAAGCAAUCCUACCACCACUGCCCCUACCACAACAACAAACAUUACAAAUGCAACUUUGUCUACCACUUAUGAAACAACUGCCAAAGCCUCAAACACCCCUGGAGAUUCUGAUCUCUUUACUAAAGCUGUGCCAUCCUCUGCCUUUUCUCCCCUUCAUGAUACCAUCUCUGCUCCCGCUUCCAGCCAUGUCACCCAGAUAAUGACCACCAGCCAAAAAUCAGGAAAUAAUAGCUCUGUUUCAGCAGCUUCCCCCACUUCUGCUCCCCUCACUGCUACUUCUGAAGCAGGUACCCAAGCACAGCAGUCUAGGCGGAGUACCACCAGCACCAGUGCUCCUCACCCUGACAGCCCCACCACUGCUGGAGCUGACCUGAAGACCACAACACUGGAGCUGACCACAACACUGACCACCCCCAUCCCACAGGAUGCAGGAACAUCUUCUGCCGCUUCCACGCGUGCCAUCCUGACGGAGAGUUCUCGCUCUAUGAAUCCAAUGCAUACUAGCAUGUUGCCAGAUCUAAAGCCAGAAACAGAUAUAACUACAGCAUCCUUGAAUGAAUCAACUUCUCUUCUGGGCUCUACAACAGGUGCCAUAGGUUUAACUACAGCCUCCACAGUAGCAACUACAGCUGAACAUAGGAUAAAGUCAACAUCUGAUGUCUUUUCAACAGCCAUGGCUCCAACAGAUGCAGCCAAAACAACAGCUUCGGGCCUCACAAAAACUCAGGACACAAACAAUGAGUAUCUUCUCAUUGCUGCUGAGCCCCUGACUCAGUACUUAGUGGAUAAAAGUUCACUACUUGCAGUGCUUUUAGUUGGUACGUUCUUUUUCAUAACUGUUAUAGUUCUUUUCCUCAUGCAGGCCUAUGAGAGCUACAAGAAGAAGGAUUACACACAAGUGGAUUACCUGAUCAAUGGAAUGUAUGUGGACUCAGAGAUGUGAAGAGGUGGGGAUAAAUACUGGGCAAGAGAUGGAAAGGAGAUUCAAAGUCUGCCUGACUUGUUUUUCCUUUCUAUCUGCCUAUAACACAAACUGAAAGUGCUUCCAAAUUUACUUCUAGUGCAAUUGAGGAGAAAUGCCAUGUACUGUAUUAAGAAAAAAUAAUAAUUUUUUAUUCAACUGUGCAACAGGUUGCUGUAAAACUAUAAAAAAAAGGAAUAAUUUUUAACAUUUUCAUAAUGCACAGUAGCUUUGGCCAUUAUAAUUCAUUUAUAAACAAAUCUAACAAGGUGUAAGUUGCCAUCCUCUGAAAAUGCUGUAGCGCUUUUCAGCUGUUUACAGUGCAGGUUGUGUUUCAUUUGUUUCAUGUGUGCUCCUCUGAAAACAGAGCAAAGGAUGCUGUCACCUUUUGUGAAGUGCUCCCAAAUAGCCAGAUGAGAAGUGUGGAGUACUGUUGUAAGAGGGGACUUUUAAUCCAGUGUGUGUCAUAUUUCAGUGUGCUUCUUGCUUAUAAAGAGGUCUGUUUACAAGGUAUUGUAAACUCUGUUUACUGCUAACCCAAGGUAUCUUUGCACCACGGAGUGGAUUACUGUGCCUCUGCACUUAAAUGAUCUUAUUUUUAUAUGCAGUUAAUAAAUGGGGCCCUGGAAGGGCAUACCUUG